Lytechinus variegatus (green sea urchin) is the source of this 1940-nucleotide messenger RNA. Its product is annotated as arf-GAP with dual PH domain-containing protein 1-like. The record is from RefSeq and is a predicted model, not a curated record. The transcript has 8 exons. Gene Ontology annotation, biological process: positive regulation of GTPase activity. Bases 182 to 1330 code for a protein of 382 amino acids. Gene Ontology annotation, cellular component: plasma membrane; intracellular membrane-bounded organelle. Gene Ontology annotation, molecular function: phosphatidylinositol bisphosphate binding; GTPase activator activity. Lineage: Eukaryota; Metazoa; Echinodermata; Echinoidea; Temnopleuroida; Toxopneustidae.
GAUCUCUAGCUCUCUAUACCCGGAAGUGAUGUGCACCACUAAAUUUCAGAAACAAAGUUGGAGCCAAGACGUAAGACCGAACCUAACAAAGCUCGUUGAAUUUGAUCAGCAUUUAUGCAGUUGAGACUGGCCCAUUCAUGCAGUAAGACUUCCCAGAAUUAGAGUCAACGUAACAGCAGCCAUGAACGACAAGAAUAAGAAAAAGCUUUUGGAGAUCAUGAAACUACCAGGCAAUGAUGUCUGUGCGGACUGUAAUGCUCCGUUGGGUAAGGAACAUAAGACGACGCGAGAGGAUUCAGACUGGGGUGCUUACAACCUAGGUGUGUUCUUGUGUAUUCACUGUGCUACUGUACAUCGUAUGCUUGGUGUUCAGAUCAGUAAGACGAAGAGUAUUCCCCUUGAUCAAUGGAGUAAGGAUCAGCUCGCAUUUAUGGAAGCUCAUGGUAACCUGAAAGCGAAAGAACAAUUUGAGCAAUAUGUCCCAAAGUUCUACCGAAGACCAACAGAGAAAGAUUGCCAGGUUCUACGAGAGCAAUGGAUCCGUGCAAAGUAUGAGCGUCUUGAAUUCAUGGACUUAGACAAGCAGACUUAUCGGUCAGGAAAGAAGACUGGAUAUCUGUGGAAGAAAGGCAGAGAUGAUAACAGGUUUCAACAUAGACUCUUUGUCCUAUCAGAAGAUGAUAAUACACUCAAGUAUUAUAACAAGGAAAAUGCAAGGGAACCCAAGGCAACAAUAUUAUUGUCCGAGUUGAAUGCUGUUUUUACUCCAGAGAAAAUUGGUAAUCCUAAUGGCCUACAGUUGAGUUAUAUCAAGGAGAAUAUGACCAGGAAUAUCUACCUCUAUACCAAUGAUGGUAAAGAUAUAGUUGAUUGGUACAUGGCCAUUCGGCAUGCAAAGUUCAACAGACUGAAAGUAGCUUAUCCAGGGGCCUGUGAUGAAGAUCUGGCCCAACAGUUAACCAGAGACUUCUUAAAGGAAGGAUGGCUAAGCAAGACUGGUCCAAAAGGAAAUGAAGCAUACAAACGUCGAUGGUUCUCAUUAGAUGGCAGAUUAUUGAGUUAUUAUCAAGAUCCUUUGGAUGCAUUCCCUAAAGGUGAGGUGGUGCUAGGUACAAGAACAGAUGGGUUUACUGUAAGGGAAGGAGUACCACCAGGUCGUCUGGAUCAACUGUAUAGUUUCACCCUGGUGACACCCACGCGCCAGUACUACCUGAGCGCAGACCUGCAGGAGGAAAGAAGGCAGUGGAUGGAAGUCCUCAUGAAAGUUAUUGACACUCCCCAAUCAAGACAAGAUAAAAUGCUAAUGAGCCUUGUCAACAAGGAGAAGUAGAAAAUUGAAACAAAGCUUGACACCACAACUCAUUUACAAACACAUGUUGUUGUCUUGUACAGUUUUAUUUUACCAUUGAAUUCUUUAAACCUUUUCUAUUAUUCAGAAAAAACAAAGAUUUGCUUUAUUUAUGUAUCAAAUGUUGUCCAUAUAGCAGUAUAAUGCAAUCUGUAUUUUUAGGUCAUUAUUUUAGAGGUAAAUGUGGUAAUUUUGCAUGAAAAUAUGGUUUUCUCAUAAUUUACCCAUCUUAACAUCCACUUCCGUACAAGAAUUGAAAUAAGACUCGAGUAAACUUGACUUCAUGCUCAGCAAUCAAAAGGUUGUUUAUCAAAACAUGCUCACCAUAUUAUUGCAUCACUAAUCGCAAAUAUUUUAGCCUCAUCAUAUAUGGCAUCUCUUCAUCUAUGGCACUUAUCUGUUGGCAUGUGAAUGAAUAAUUGUAAAUACAUUGCAUACAAUUUAUCAUAUUAUGGAAUUCUGGGUGAUUAUGAUUAACGAAUUGAUAGUGAGAGCAACCUCCACAUGGUAUAGCAUACAAUGUGAAUCAAAUUCUGACAUCUAUUGGGAAGAACUGUCAUUAAUGUAAAAAAAAAGACCUCCCAGAUACUGC